UUAACACAUUAUUCCAAAACAUACAGCAGAUUUAUUGUUGUGUUCAUUUCACAAUACAUCAUGACCCAUACUGCACUAUUGAACAAACCUGACCCAUCACAAUGAUAGCUUGCAAAAGCCAAACUAUAAAAUCCUUCUGUCUGGAGAGUUCUGCAUAAAGACGUGUUAAAAACAGGAAGUUCUGAAGAUGUUUCCUGUUUUUGCAGAGAUGUAGAGAUAUUACCCACAGGAAGGCCCUGCUAGGAGCUCCACUGAACGCUUUGUUAUUUUUAUUUUGUGAAUAUAACUGGACCACUCUUCUGGAUAUAGCAUUCUCCAGGGGUUUGAUGCCUCCAAUGGUCUGUGGCAAUGGGAGACAAAGGAGAGGUUCUGAUCAGUAUAUUAGACGAGCUGAUUGGUGAAGAAUUGAAAAGAUUUAAAUUUUCUCUUGAAAGCAUUGAAAAGAAGUAUUCAUGUCAACACAUCCCCAGAGGCAAGUUGGAACAUGCACAAGUCACGGAUAUUGUCAGUCUUCUGAUUGACCACUAUAGUGACCACACCAUAAAUGUGGUAAAAGAUGCCCUUAUUCAUAUCAAGAAGAGAGAUCUCGCUGACCAGCUUCAGGAGAAAGCUGAGACAGUACUGGAAGAGAUCCACCCAAAGAACAGAACAACAGUUUGUCAAGAAAGUUACAAAAAAGAAGUCAAGAAAAAAUAUGGAAAAACAAAAGACUACAAUUCCUUGCCCGGGGAAUGGGUGGAUUUCGAUAAGAGAUUCACAAAGCUGCUCAUUCUCAAAAGACAUCCCAAUUUACAGGAAAGAGAAUACGAGCUGCAAUCAAUGGGGCAUCUGAAGUUAAGAGAGACAUAUAAAAACGAUGAAGACCUAUGCCUUCAGGUAGAAGAUGUAUUUGCUUCAGAUGAAAACGGAGAAAUACCAUCAACUAUUGCACUCCAAGGACCUGCAGGAAUUGGAAAAACAUUCACAGUUAACAAAAUUAUGUUUGACUGGGCAUCAAACAACAUCUUCCAGGGCAAGUUUGAUUAUGUUUUUCAUUUUAACUUUAGAGAGCUCAAUACAAUCAGUUGUAAUGUUAGCUUGAUCGAAUUGAUCUCCGACCGCCACAGCAAUUUAAAUCUUGAUGAGAUACUAGCUCGCCCAGAAAAAAUCCUUUUCUUGAUGGAUGGUUUUGAUGAGUGGAAGUUUCCUUUAGAUCAAGAUGACUCUGGCCUGGGUAAAGGUGAAUGUUCAAAGCAGCCAGUUGCAAUCACAGUAAGCCGGCUACUUAAAAGGAAAAUUUUCUCAGAAUCGACCCUGUUAAUCACAACGAGGCCAGCAUCUUUAGGAACCCUUGAAGAAAGUGUGACUCUGCAACGCUGUGCAGAAAUACUGGGGUUUUCAGCAGAUGAAAUACAGGAAUAUGUGUUUAAUUAUUUUCCAGACAAGGAGCAAGCUGCACAAGCCCUGAACUACAUCAAAGAAAAUGAGUCUGUGUUGACCCUGUGUUUUGUUCCAGUUGUCUGUUGGAUUGUUUGUGAAGUAAUAAAAGACAGCAUUGAACGUGGAGAAGAAAUUACAAGGAACUUGAAAACAAUAACCCAGGUGUUUGUUCAAUUUGUAAGAAUCCUACUAAAAUACCAUGGCAACAAAUGUCCGUCAGAUACCAUUCACAAGCUUGGCUCGCUGGCUUUGGCAGGAGUCAGGAAACAUCAAUUUUUAUUUCAGGAAGAAGAACUGGAAAAGCUUUUUUCCAAUCAUAUUCAAGAUGCCUCUGCAUUUCUCGAUAAAAUACUAUUUAAGCAGAACCUCAGCUGUAGGUCUGCUUACCAUUUUCUGCAUUUGAGUAUCCAAGAGCUAUUGGCUGCCAUGUUUUGUGUUUCAGGCAUGUCUGAUGAAGAAAGGAAUAACUUGCUCUGUGAGGCACUGGAUAAUAGUUGUUUUUUUAAUGUAGUUUGCUUCAUGUUCGGACUUGCAAAUAAGAACACACAGGCCUUGAUUCCAGACAGUAUAGUACUACCUAUUUCUGUAUUAAGAACACAGUUGGAAAAUUGGAUGAACAAAGCCAUGACAUCAUCGUCUUAUGAUUCCUAUGUUCUUGUAUUGCUGCAUUGCUUGUUUGAGAUUCAGGAUGAGGAGUUUGUUAGGAAGGUAAUGGAAUACCAGUACACAGAUCAUUUGGCACUCAUUGCAGGCUAUUUAAAUAAACAUGACUGCACUGUAAUAAAAUAUUGCAUCGAGCAAUGUGGCGAAGUGAGAAGUCUUGAUCUUCUGUUGUGCAUCUUGGGGGAAGAGGAAGUCAAAGUCCUUGUGGAGGUUCUUCAGAAAUGCAGAUGUUUUUCCAUGGAAGCCAGUAACCUCACCAAUACCACAGUACAGAACUUCUGUCAGAUGCUCUCUACACACCCCGACAAGAAUUGCUUGUAUCUGGAUAUAGCCCUGAAAAAAAAACAACUGAACUUGUUCUGUCAAACAUACUGGCAUCGUGAUCUUAUAGCUGAUGUCAAUGUCAUUGAGAGCUUUUCAAUCAACGGCGAUCUCCCCGAAGAUUUCGUUUUGAACAUCUGCGCUUUGAUUAUUCCAAAGUAUAACUUUGAAAAAAUAUCACUCCAGAACUCUCAACUUAGCAACAAUUUCCUAAAAGGACUGUGUGGAGUUUUGGAAACAUCAACCAUUGAUCUCCAGUCUCUUGAGCUGAAUGACUCACACCUCACAGACAGCUGUGUUGACUCCCUCUCCUCUGGCCUUGAUGAGUUCAGCAGCUCAUUGGUGCGUCUGGACCUGAGCAAUAACUUUUUCACAGACAGCUCUGUUGCCAGCUUCAUCCAGAUCAUGCUAAAGUAUACCAGCCUGGAGAUUUUCAAGCUUGAAGGGAAUCAGUUCAGUUUAGAAGGGAAGAGAAACCUGGAUGUGAAGGAGGAGAUGCGGAGGUGUGGCUGUCGUCUGUCUGUAGUCGAUGAUGGUCCUGUUGUUUCAGUUAGGAGCAGUAAUGAGGAAGAGCAUCAGGAAUGCAAGCGUUACUUGUCUCUGUAUAUAUGAAGACGAAAAUGCAUCUGUGGCAAAGUGGUGAUUGAUUAUAAGUGCCUGCAGUGCAGAGUGGAUACAAAACAAACAGAAAAUGGCUUUCAGGUGCAAGGGUUUAUUGAUUUAUUUAACAAGGUCCAGAGCCUUAUGGCGAACGCCUGUAAAUAAUAAUGAUGGAGUGAUACAGCGGCGUGUAUCACUCGGUAAUUGUAAUCCCCGGGUUUGACCCGUAACCAAAAAGUUCAGUUCUAUUACACCCACACGAAACACAAAACACAAACCCAAUUAACAGUGAAUUAUAUUAGUGCUCGUGGUGCAAGACAAUUCUCCUUGAACAAAGGGAAAGUGUUGGUGUCCAGGUUUGAUGCUGGCUGAAUAGCGACAGCUCCGGAUCUUUAGUAGCAGUCUAAAAUAACAAACAGUUUUUACUUAGACAAACUAAAACACAACACUCCCGUUUUGGCAACACAGGAUUCUCCUUCUAGGUUUGAUCUAACCAUUUACAAAGGAACAGAUCACUUACACUAUGUCCUCUAUUUAUACCCUCGCUCAUGACCCCUAGGUUAACGAGCGCAUCCGCUCCUCCAAUCCUCAGAUGCCACGCCGUUUACCGCCUGGGUCAUUGAGUUUGGGUACUGUAGCUUCGCCCCUUUACUAAAUGAACGACUUCCACCUACCCAAAGGAAUAAAUUGUCAUGCCAUUUAGUUAAGGGUACUCUGUUCCUUUUACACAGUGCCUUCACAGGUCGAGAGGGAGCUCUAACACCAAGAAUCAUUCGAUCUCUGUCACAGCAUCUUAUAACCCCCCCAGACUCUACAGCUAUGAUCAAACGUUUUGCAUUACCCCAUAUAACUAAUUUUACUUCACAAAGUUGAAUGAAACCUGCUGAAUAAUGUUAUGUUAAUAUAUUGAAUUACACACGCUUUGUAGUUUUCCAUAUACUUAACGAAAAAAUGCCAACAAUUGAAAAUGUGACAUUUCAAAAUCUAACACAUGAAAUAAACUGUUGUAUUACUAUUAUGGCUUCCGGUAGACUUUUGCAAAUUAAUUGUGUAGUUUGUUUGAUUAUAUGAUGUUAAUAAAAUAUCUUAAUUAUGUUCAUAUAUAUAUAAUUUAUUUAUUUUUUUUAAUUAUGUCUCAAUCCUAAAAUUCUAGGUGAUGCAAAACUUGGUCAAAGCUGUACAUAUAAUACCCAGCUCAGGGCUUAUGACUUUACAAGUAGUAUUGAUGAAUAAGCUUCAGUUGAAGAUGUGUCCUUGUGUUGCUUCAUAGACAGAUGUCAGAUGUUCCACUAGCCUUCAUCAGAACACAUGACCUGCAAUGCUUGCCUGCUUGGCUCAAAGACAGCAUUUGAAGAAAGUGUCAAUUUCCAUUAAGAGAAGUGUGAACUCUGCCAUUGGUGUGCUGGAAUUGUUAUAAAGAAAUCUUUCCGAUGAUUGUUUAAAUAAUUUAUUGCAAGAAUACCAUUUCGUUUUUUUUUUACAUUUCUCUUAAUAUAUGAUGUUUGCAGUCAUUCCAAUUGUUCUGGGUUCUGUUGCUGCAAUGUUGGGUUAUUAACUGCAUUGAAUAUGUGUUCUUAUUCCAUUCCAGUCACAAUGGGACCCUUCUGUGCUGCUCACUAUAUAUAUAUAUAUAUAUAUAUAUAUAUAUAUAUAUAUAUAUAUAUAUAUAUAUAUAUAUAUAUAUAUAUAUAUGGUCACUUCCUAUGUGAUUGGUCACAUGACAAGCAAGAGCACUGGGGUGAUACUGGUGUUGUACUCGGAAGAAGCAGUAGCUUGUAGGUUUAUAGUGCGGUCUGUGAUAUAUCUGCAUAUAUUAAGUUGAAGUCUAAAGAAAGAGUUAAUGAAAAGUACAAAACUAUGAUUGAGAUGCAGCUGUGUUGCUGUUUGCUGUUAUGUGGACAGUCUGUGCUUCUAUCAGGGAGAGAAUGUCUUAUGCUGUUGACACACAGAGAUAAGCCAGCAUCUAAAGUGUGCAUGCAAAUGGGUUUAGAGGGUUAGGUAAUUGGUCAUUGCUUGAUUUCUGUUUAUGAACAGGUGCUACAUUGUUGUGUCUAAUGAUAAUGUUUAAGCAGUAUGCGUGUAACUUUUGAUUAUUGGAAUCAGUAAAAUAAAACAUUUUCUUAAA
Molecule: messenger RNA, 5128 nt
Organism: Acipenser ruthenus (sterlet)
Lineage: Eukaryota; Metazoa; Chordata; Actinopteri; Acipenseriformes; Acipenseridae
Product: NACHT, LRR and PYD domains-containing protein 3-like
Exons: 9
Coding region: 349-3015 (888 amino acids)
Cellular component (GO): cytoplasm
Source: RefSeq, a predicted model, not a curated record